This is a messenger RNA of Paramisgurnus dabryanus, 3225 nucleotides long. RefSeq lists its product as uncharacterized. Gene Ontology annotation, molecular function: zinc ion binding; nucleic acid binding. The record is from RefSeq and is a predicted model, not a curated record. NCBI's taxonomy places the organism in Eukaryota, Metazoa, Chordata, Actinopteri, Cypriniformes, Cobitidae.
UAUGAGUUCGAGACUGCAUUUCCCAUAAGGCUAUGCAGUAGCGUAAUGUUUACGUCAGCACGCACUAUAAAUAGACGCACGGUAGCAUAGCGUGUCCUCCUCUUUCAUUCAUUGAUUCUGCCAACAAGCAAACAUUAUUAUAAGGUAUUUGUGCUUGAUUGUGUUUGCUUGUGUAAUUAUAUGGGGUGUGCAGUAGCAUAACACGCUCUCGUUUCAUUUAUGCAUUGAUGAUGUAUACAAGUAUUUGCUUACUAAGUGAUUUGCGCUUCACGCUGUCUGUAGGUACUAUAAAUAGACUCAUAGUAGUGUGGAUUGCUUUCACCUCAUUUGUCGGGUCUACAAACAAGCUUGUCGAUCUUCAGGUAAUGGGUCUCUAUGACUAUGGAAGGGUAUAUUUUAAGUAUGCCAGCUAAUUAAUGCCAAGUAGUUGAUCGCUUAUGUUUAGAAUUGUUUGUGUGUUUAUAGGUUACUGUUCAUUUAAUUUAAUGCGGGUAUAAGGCAUCUUCAUGUACGGAUUUUAUUGUUAAGGUAAUGAGAAUUUAUAAAGAAAUUAGUAGGUUAAAGGGGUAGAAAGAAAAGUGUUUUAUGAUGUUGUCAUCUUUCAGAAAACCGUGCGUGUUAAUGGUGAUUGGCCUGACGACAGAGUCUUCAAAGAGUAUGAGUGAUGUAUGAGCGAAAUGCUUGUUAGAGGUUCCUUUUUAAUAGAAGAAACAACCGGUUGGUUUUAAUUCUGUCUUUCACAGAUCCAGAUAUAUUUUUAAGGUAUUUUCUUAAUUUGGUAAAACCUCCUAAUUUAAUUUAAGGGUUGAUUUAAGGAAUUCAUAUUUAGUGUUUGUUUUACAGGUCAAGCACGACUAUUGUUACUAUUUUAUAUUUUGAUUUUUGUGGUGAAUUUCCCCUUUCUCAUUAUAUAAGUGAUUUAUGAUUUAUUAUUAGUAUUUGUGUAAUGAUUUGAGUGUUUUUAUUCAUUAUUAUUUUUAUUUUAUUUUUGUGAAAUGUAUGAUUAAUUUUGUUUCCUCUUUUUGUAGUUUUCAUCCUUUCUGACUCUCGGCAGCACAGGGGCUUCCCUUGUGGGUGCGACUGGCACUGGUGCGGUGGUGGGAUAUUCUUGUGACGUGGCACCUUUUAUUGUGUGCUGUGAUUGCUGUGUUGAAGUGGGGUUGCAUUGCAGUGGUUGUAUAUCCUUCACAAUUCCAGUGGUGCCUUUUAAGGAGCCCUGUGAUUUUGUCAUGAGAGUAUAAAUAUUUUUCUACAUCGUGAGGUUUGCCAUAGUGUUUUAAAUAUUUUAUCAUGUUAUGUGGAAUUAGAAGUUUUGUAUUAUAAAUAAAACUGCUUGUAAAAGUGAUCAUUGCUAUUACCGUCUGUGGCAUUUAACUUAUAUAUUUAAAUACCGGCCAGGUCAGGAUGGUUACAAUUGGCGUAGUCGGACAGGAUUUUUUUUUUUUUUCUCUUUCUCUUUUUUUUCCUUUUAUUUAAUUCUCUAAUUGUUUUUUGGGGGAUCACCACAUAUUGUUGGUAAGUAACAGGUACAUGUACUAGUAGCAAUAGUCGUGCAAGAAGAUAGCUGUCUUGAUUCCCUUAGAAGCCGCCUCCUCCUGAAUUAUCUUGACUUCUCUUUGAACUCUUUUCCAGCAUGUCUGAAGAUUUGCAGCAAGAAUUAACGGACCUGCGUGAACAGCUGCGUAGUUUGCAAACAUUGAAUGAUCAAUUGAGGAGUCAAGCAUUACCAUCCAGCGGACAUGUUGUAAAUUCAUCCUCCUCAAACCCUAAUACUCCUCCAAUGUCUCUUCACAGGGCGCUGUAUGUUCCUAGAGAGAGAAAGUGCCCACGUUUUUAUGGACAUUCAGAUUCAUCAUCCGUGACUGUGGAGGAGUGGAUUGAGGAAGCUACUAUGUGUAUCGAGGGUAGAGGUUGGUCAGAUAGGGAACAAGUAUUGUUUAUACUGGAUCAUUUAGGAGGGGAAGCAAGGAUGGAGGUAAAGCUCCGUCCUGCUGCUCAGAGGGAGAGACCAGAACUUAUUUUUAAUGUUUUAAAGGAUAUGUAUCAUGGUAAACAAACUUUUGUGCAGUUACAGCAGAAAUUUUUUGAGAGAAAACAACAGGAAGGAGAGUCUCUUAUGGAGUUUUCCCAUUCCUUAAUGUCAUUAAUGGAUGCAGUCUUAAGUAGUAAUCCUAACAGUGUUCCUAAUGAUGACCAGGUGCUUCGAGAUCAAUUUGUGGAGCAUGUAAGGGAUGUUACUUUACGACGUGAACUCAGACGAUUUGUGAGGCAAAAGCCUUCUUGUUCCUUACUAGAUGUAAGAGGUGAAGCAAUUAGGUGGGUGGAGGAAGGAGAAAUAGCGACUGUUACGUUAGUACCACAAUCAUGGUGUAAUAAGACUCAAGGUAGAGUAGUUCAGUUUGACAAGAAAAUAAAUAGGUUUGGGGAGUCUACUGAAUUCAAUGAAAUUAAAGAUAUGCUUAAGAGUCAGCAAAAACAGAUAGACGCUAUUACUAAGUGCCUUAACGAACUUAAGCCUACCUCUGAUAAUCCCCCUUCUUCUCCUAGAGUGAACACUCGAAGAUGCUUGCGCUGUAAUAAGCUUGGCCAUAUUGCCAGAUAUUGUCGUCAGCCUUGGCCUAUUGAUGGUAGUUCUAGACCACUAACAGUUGAUAUCAGUGAAGUUUCAACUGAAGAGCCUUUAAACUAGUACCCUCUGUUGUUAUGAGCCACACAACAGAAGAGGGUAGUAAUGGCUCAAAGUCAUCGAUGUCAGCAUGUCCUUCUGUUUUACAACGUUUGGUUGGCCAGUGUCCAACAGUAACUGUUCAGAUGGGGAAAGUCACCGUUCCCUGCCUCUUGGACACUGGUUCAAUGGUAACUACGAUAACUGAAUCAUUCUUUAAUAGCCAUUUUAAAUCAUUAGGUGAAGAGGUUCUUAAAGAAUGUAGUUGGCUUCAGUUGAAAGCAGCAAAUGGUCUAGAAAUCCCAUAUGUUGGGUAUUUUGAGACAGAUAUGUUAGUGUUGGGACAAACUAUUUUGAAAAGAGGUGUUUUGGUAGUUAAAGAUUCUGUUGACACUGUUUUGCAUCAAGGGAGGGUGCUCACUCCAGGAUUGCUGGGAAUGAAUGUUAUUGGCCAAUGUUAUAGUGAAUUGUUUGAACAGCAUGGCGCAGCAUUGUUUUCAGCACCUUUAGUUAAACAAGCUGAGCCAGGAUGGAAGGAUGCCUUAUUGGAGUGUCAGAGA